Molecule: messenger RNA, 2331 nt
Organism: Anopheles funestus (African malaria mosquito)
Lineage: Eukaryota; Metazoa; Arthropoda; Insecta; Diptera; Culicidae
Product: hyaluronidase Tab y 2.0101-like
Exons: 8
Coding region: 1044-2144 (366 amino acids)
Biological process (GO): hyaluronan catabolic process; defense response; carbohydrate metabolic process
Molecular function (GO): hyalurononglucosaminidase activity
Source: RefSeq, a predicted model, not a curated record
CAGAAGCUGCUCGAUCCCCGCAAUCUAGGUUGCCGAGAACGUGUGCUCGUUGUUCUUUUUGGUCGAUUUCAACUCACACACGCCACUUCGAAUGCUUGAUUGAGUGAGCGAUGGUGUCGCUACGUACUGGAGCUUAAUUAAUAAAACACGAUCGAUCGUCGAGAACCGGGUCUCCAUCGUGUUUCAGCCGAUUCUUAACCGCUCCACCAAACAAUCUAGAUCGCGCGGGCACCAGCUGUUUUUGUUGUUCUACCUUUUUUUUGUUUUUUGCUCAUUUCGGUCGCUUCAUAGCGGCCCUAGCGUCAAGUGUCAACGUGCGGCACAGACAGCGUUGCGUCGUCGUUUACGAUAUCGGCGCACAAGAUCGACGUGCUGUGUGUGCUUGUCGAGCACGGUUAGCCCUCAGUCCGAUCGCAAACGCGGUCGCAAUUUAUUCUUCCACCAGACACGCACCGUGCGCCCAGCAAGCCACCGACCAGCAGUUGUGUUUUGCGCGCUUUAAACCAUAGCCGAAAAUCUGGACAGUUUUGUGAGGACGCCGGAGAACACCCACGGGGCAGCUGUGUUGUCUAAUGGAUUUUUAAUAUGGUCACGGCAGGGCAGGGCAAGACAUGCGAAAACGUUCAGUGACUUGGCGAAUGCGAAGACAGGAUGUGAUUCGAAAUGACAGUUGCAGGUGGGUUCACCCGGAGAUGAUGAUCGGGUUUGGUGCAAAGUUGUCUUGUCAGCUUUAAAAGAAGUGCAUCGUACGGUAGAUUGUGACAGUGACAGUGCAUCAAACCCAGUGCAACGGACGGGUUGAAGUUACAACUUCUCAAAAGUGCAAUUGUGAUAUUUCUUCUCAAUUCAGUUACUCUAAACAAACAAUUAAAAGCAAGUGUCAAAGCCAACCCUCUUUCAUGGCGAUAGUUCUAGCAGAAAUCGUACUUGCCAUAAUUAACGAUAAGUAAUUAGCGUUCUCUGCGUUCGAUUUGCGGCGUGACACAAUCGUUAUAAGAAGAAAAAAGAACCAGAAAGAUCAUCAUCAAUUCAUCAGCAGCAACAUGGUUUACCUCUUCGCACGCACACAAUCGGCUGCACUGUGGACGUUACUCUUGCUACAGAAUCUCGUCACAAUCAAAACCUUCGAAGUGUAUUGGAACAUACCCACCUUUAUGUGCAAUCAGUUUGGUUUCGACUUUGGUGGUGUCAACCGAACAUAUUCCGUUGUGCAGAACAAAAACGAUACCUUCCGAGGUAAUGCCGUCUCGAUACUGUACGAUCCGGGAAAGUUUCCAGCGCUACUUGAGAAACCGUCGACUAAAACGCUGUACAAACGUAAUGGUGGCGUACCGCAGGAAGGAAACCUAACCGAACAUCUGGAGAUAUUCGAACGCCACCUGAACGAACUGGUACCGGACCGUAAUUUCAGUGGUAUUGGCAUCAUUGACUUCGAGUCUUGGCGACCCAUCUACAGGCAGAAUUUUGGUUCGCUACAACCGUACAAAGAUCUGUCGGUGAAGAUCGAAAAAGAACGCCAUCCGUACUGGUCGGCGGGCCAUCUCGAGCGGGAGGCAACGCGACGCUUCGAAGCAACAGGGCGCGAGUUUAUGGAGCAAACACUACUACUCGCCAGGCAGCAGCGACCCCUGGCGGCUUGGGGUUACUAUGCAUUUCCGUACUGCUUCAAUAUGAACGGUGGAGCAAACGGUCGUUCGGAAAACUGCUCACCGGAAGUGCAGCGAGAAAACAACCGGAUUAUGUGGCUGUACGAUGGCUCUGACAUUAUCUUCCCAUCCGUCUAUCUACGUGAAAAACUAUCUCCAGGUGAACGAGAGCAACUCAUUAGAGGACGAGUACGGGAAGCCGUUCGAGUAGCGCAACGUACCAUUGCAUCAAAACCACGGCGUAAGGUUUUAACCUAUCUGCGCUACGUGUACACCGAUACGAUACAGUACCUGACAGAGAGUGAUUGGAUAAAUGCACUGACAGCUAUGAAGAGCACCGGAUCCGAUGGCAUUAUUCUAUGGGGUAGUUCGUUCGAUCUAAACACACGACAAAAAUGUACCUCGUUCAAAGCAUACCUUGAUAGUACGCUUGGACCUGUACUAAGUUCUCUACAGCCCCGCUAUGUAGUGGAAAAUCUUGCGGAAACGUCUACCUAAACAAAUCAAACCAGCGACAGUCGUUACAUUUUAAGGAUAGAAACAUCUAAAUAGCUUUACCCAAAUUAUAUAAACCAACCGACCAGACAACGCCACGUUCUGCAGGAGCUCCUUUCUUAAGUUCUUUUUAUAUUUUAAUGUUAGCAUCCUAUUGAAUACAUAAUGAAUGUUUAACAAAAUCUUCCAA